AUAUACAGGAAGCCCUUUCGUGAAGGGUCGUUGCUUUAUUACAAGUUGCCCUUACUACAGGGAGGUUCCUUUGGUCUUUUGAUAGAGCAGAAGGUUCUUCAAACGCGGUUUUAAUCGUUUUUAAAAGUAAAACAAAAGUCCGCGGUAUUUUUAAGGAUUAUUGGAAUAGGUCACAUGCUCACUCCAAUCGCUUUGACAAACUAGUUUAGAAAAAUGAGUGGAAUUGUCAAAACAACCGAUAGAUGGCAAUGAUGCCCUCCAAUUUACUGUUUGGUCCGCCAUUACCGAAAUAAAUAUGCUAAAGUUAGGAUACGUUUGUUAAUAAGAUAUGAGAAUUACGUCACAUUGAUGGGAAUUUACUUAAUAUUUUAUUAUCCAAGUUGCAUUCAUGGCAGAUUUAGCGUAGAAGGGAGUUAGAACCUAUCCGAGUAAUUCAUAGAGAAUUUUACCUUCACUGGUGUGCGUUUUCAGAGAUGAACUUGGAUUCGGUUCUCCUACUUGAGGCAGUUCACUUCGCCGCUGAGAAACACAAGUCCCAGCGACGUAAAGACGCUGAAGCCACCCCUUACAUCAACCACCCAAUCGGUGUUGCAAGAAUUUUAGCUUAUGAAGGUGGAAUCACGGACAUUGCCAUAUUACAGGCAGCCCUACUUCAUGAUACAGUGGAAGACACAGAGACUAGCAUUGAUGAGUUAGAUGGAAAGUUUGGAGCAACAGUGGCAAGGAUUGUUCAAGAAGUAACAGAUGACAAGAUGCUGCCCAAACAGGAGAGGAAGCAACAGCAAAUCUUGAAAGCACCACUGUGUAGUCACCAAGCCAAACUUGUGAAAUUGGCAGACAAGCUAUAUAAUUUAAGAGAUCUCAACCGAAGCACUCCUGUAGGAUGGUCUGAGCAGCGUGUUCAGGAGUAUUUUAUAUGGGCAGCCCAGGUGAUAAAAGGUUUGCGAGGAACCAGUGCAACACUUGAAGAAAAACUGAAUCAACUUUUUAAAGAGCGAGGAAUUGAGAUGUAAUUUCCAAAAACUGAGACUACUGCUAGCAACAAAAGAGGAAAUAGAAAAGUUCACAACAGUGUCUAUAAGUUCAUAAUCCUUUUCAAUAAAUAGUGUUAAAUUAGUGCCUUGUGAUGAUUUAUUAUAUGAAAAUUACUGUAUAAAAUAAAGAUUAAAUGAAUUCAAUUCUAAUUUUA
Molecule: messenger RNA, 1189 nt
Organism: Erpetoichthys calabaricus (reedfish)
Lineage: Eukaryota; Metazoa; Chordata; Cladistia; Polypteriformes; Polypteridae
Gene: hddc3
Product: HD domain containing 3
Exons: 4
Coding region: 474-1013 (179 amino acids)
Molecular function (GO): guanosine-3',5'-bis(diphosphate) 3'-diphosphatase activity
Source: RefSeq, a predicted model, not a curated record